This is a messenger RNA of Fopius arisanus, 1880 nucleotides long. RefSeq names its product Tryptophan 2,3-dioxygenase vermilion (gene vermilion). NCBI's taxonomy places the organism in Eukaryota, Metazoa, Arthropoda, Insecta, Hymenoptera, Braconidae. Gene Ontology annotation, molecular function: L-tryptophan 2,3-dioxygenase activity; metal ion binding; heme binding. The transcript has 7 exons. The record is from RefSeq and is a predicted model, not a curated record. The coding region runs from base 360 to 1634 and encodes 424 amino acids.
AAAACGUGAUUAGAUAGGUGACACGUGUUGAAAAACAAAAUUAAAAAAUUAUUCAGAAAAACUGGAUGCACACUGUCUGCACUCCACAUAAUAGUCUCUCUUUUGAAAUAAACCCCACCAACCGGUCAUGCGCCAAAGAUUCUCGGUCUUAGUCGAGUUUGAACCGUCUCACUGAAUACGUUUAUAUUUCCGAUUCAUAAACAAAUCCAUUUGUUCCCCGCGUAAUUGAACGAAUAUUAACAUCACUGCCAUCGGUUAAAGUGGCUCAUGUGUGUGAAUUAAAACAGAAAAAUCGAUUUACCCCUGAAACAUUUCCGGAUUUAUGAAAGGGUGAAUCGGACUGUCAAGCGAAAUAUAAUAUGGCCUGUCCAAAUGGAAAUGAAUUAUAUGACGACAGCAAUCAAGAUGGUGAUCAUCUAACUGAUGGCCCUGGAAAAGGUCUGCUCUACGGUGAAUACCUGCGCCUGGACAAGAUCCUCUCAGCACAAACACUACUCAGUGCAGUGUACGAUAAAGAGGUUCAUGAUGAGCAUCUCUUCAUCAUCACACAUCAAGCUUAUGAACUCUGGUUCAAACAAAUCAUAUACGAACUGGACUCGGUGAGAGGGUUAUUCAGUACAGAAAAAGACCCCACGUCAAAUGGUCCAGAUGGAAUAUCCGAAUUAGCGAAUUACCAGAGACUGGACGAGUCCAGAACGUUGGAGAUCCUGAAGCGACUGAACCGCAUAGUCCUCAUAUUGAAACUUCUUGUUGACCAAGUGACUAUAUUGGAAACAAUGACACCUCUUGAUUUCAUGGCUUUCCGUGAUUAUCUAUGCCCGGCGUCUGGAUUCCAGUCGCUUCAAUUUCGAUUAUUGGAGAAUAAACUUGGGGUGAAGGGAGAGCAUCGUGUACGAUAUAAUCAGUGUUACACUAAAGUUUUCGGUAAGGAUCCUGAGGCGGUUGAUGCCAUUAGGAAAUCGGAAACCGAGCGGAGCUUGAGUGCACUGGUGCAGGAGUGGUUGGGAAGGACACCAGGUCUCGAAGACACCUGUGACUUCAAUUUCUGGGGAAAGUACAAAACUGCGGUGGCAACGAUGCUGAGUGAUCAGGAACAAAUUGCUCAAGGACAACUGAAAGAACCGGUGCGCAAGUACAUGUCGGCGAGUGUUGCUGGGAAGAGAGGGAUUUUUGAAACGGUUUUCAAUGAAUCUCUUCACAAUGCUCUUGUGGCCAGGGGGGAGAGGCGAUUUUGUCAUGCUGCACUCAAGGGCGCUAUCAUGAUUACACUUUACCGUGAUGAACCGAGAUUUAGUCAACCCCAUCAAAUACUCACCGCUUUGAUGGAUAUCGAUUCGCUUAUCACCAAAUGGAGAUACAAUCACGUGAUCAUGGUGCAGCGGAUGAUCGGUUCCCAACAAUUCGGUACAGGUGGUUCCUCAGGGUAUCACUACUUGAAAUCGACCCUCAGUGAUCGAUACAAAGUCUUCUUGGAUCUGUUCAAUCUCUCCACAUUCCUCAUCCCAAGAAAUUCGAUUCCACCACUGACGAAGGAAAUGAAAUCGAAGCUCUCGAUAGCGUGGGGUUGUUUCAAUACCGAGGAUGACACAUCGGAUCAAACCGCCUCCGAGAGCUCAGUGGAGGGUUCCUUGUGAGACUAAUAACGCAAAUGCAUAAUCCUCGAAUUCUCAAUUUAUUGAUGCAAUCCAAUAACUAAAUGGAAAAUUAUGGCAAACAAUCACAAGUUGAUUUUUAUAAAAACCGUAAAACUCCAUUUAUAACAGCUUGCCAUUUCGACGCUGAAUAAAAAUAUUAUAAUUAUUGUUCAUCCAGUCGUACACAUAAGAAUAGAAUACACUGUUGGUUCACUCUUUGUAAUAUACAAAAUUUAAAAAAUGACA